CAGACACUCUCGGCCUCUCUGAGAUUCAGAAAUUUGGGAGCCGUGCAGAGAGGGAUGCACACAAGCCGCCUUCAGGAUUUGGAAAGAUUACAGAAAGGAAAAAAAAUCCCGUGGCUCCAAAUGACAUCCAGAGAACCAAAGACAAGCCUCCAAAAUGCCUACCCACCUGCCAAGAGGCUGCCGCCGAAGGUGGAGGGAGAGGUAGAAGCGGAUGAGUACUGCACUCCCGGAGCCUUCGAGCUGGAGCGUCUCUUCUGGAAGGGCAGUCCUCAGUACACCCACGUCAACGAGGUCUGGCCCCAGCUCUACAUCGGUGAUGAGGCGACGGCGCUGGACCGCUACGGGCUGCAGAAGGCGGGCUUCACGCACGUGCUGAAUGCGGCUCAUGGCCACUGGAACGUGGACACGGGCCCCGACUACUACCGCGACAUGGCCAUCGAAUACCACGGCGUUGAGGCCGACGACCUGCCCACCUUCGACCUCAGCGUCUUCUUCUACCCAGCGGCCGCUUUCAUCGACGCGGCGCUCAGCCAGGACCACAGUAAGAUCCUGGUUCACUGUGUCAUGGGCCGCAGCCGGUCGGCGACCCUGGUCCUGGCCUACCUGAUGAUUCACAAGAACAUGACCGUGGUGGACGCCAUUCGACAAGUGGCCAAGAACCGCUGUGUCCUACCCAACCGGGGCUUUCUGAAGCAGCUCCGGGAACUGGACAAGCAGCUGGUGGAGCAGAGGCGACAGGCCCAAUGCAGUGACAACAGUGAGAAGGCUGGUGAGAAGGAACCGUAG
Messenger RNA from Zalophus californianus (California sea lion), 786 nucleotides. RefSeq names its product dual specificity phosphatase 29 (gene DUSP29). Bases 55 to 786 code for a protein of 243 amino acids. Gene Ontology annotation, biological process: protein dephosphorylation; negative regulation of MAPK cascade. Gene Ontology annotation, cellular component: cytoplasm. NCBI's taxonomy places the organism in Eukaryota, Metazoa, Chordata, Mammalia, Carnivora, Otariidae. The record is from RefSeq and is a predicted model, not a curated record. The transcript is spliced from 4 exons. Gene Ontology annotation, molecular function: MAP kinase phosphatase activity; protein tyrosine/serine/threonine phosphatase activity.